Messenger RNA from Paralichthys olivaceus (Japanese flounder), 2725 nucleotides. It is a transcript of the gene slc26a6l1, whose product is annotated as solute carrier family 26 member 6, like 1. Gene Ontology annotation, biological process: transmembrane transport. The record is from RefSeq and is a predicted model, not a curated record. Lineage: Eukaryota; Metazoa; Chordata; Actinopteri; Pleuronectiformes; Paralichthyidae. Gene Ontology annotation, cellular component: plasma membrane. Gene Ontology annotation, molecular function: oxalate transmembrane transporter activity; chloride transmembrane transporter activity; bicarbonate transmembrane transporter activity.
UGUCUUGUGGCCAAAGAAGAAUUUAAGGCCUGUCCAGUCACUGCUGACAUUGUUCUGCUGCAGCUGGUCCUCAGUUGAGCUGGAGCGUAUGCAUUUGGUGAACAGGUCGAUGAGCCAUUUGAAGUAAACUUUGCCCAGAGUUUGACAGAGUAAGCUCAAUGGAUUCUGCACGUAGGUAUGGGAAAUACAGAGUGGAGAGGGACGUGUUGGACGAGCAGAGACUGGAGGAGAUAACACAGAGAAAAAAACUCUCUGAAUCGCGCCCUCCUCUGACCAAACGACUUAAAGACUCCUUAAGAUGUUCAGUACCCAAACUCAAAAGAAGCGUGAUGAGCUUCUUCCCUGUAUUAUCCUGGCUGCCCAAAUACUCAGUCUUGGACUAUGGCAUGCCAGACCUUAUUUCUGGCAUCAGUGUGGGCAUAAUGCACUUGCCUCAAGGUAUGGCAUAUUCAUUGUUGGCUUCCUUACCUCCUGUAUUUGGCCUCUACUCGUCCCUCUAUCCAACAUUAAUCUACUUCUUCUUUGGAACAUCACGUCAUAUCUCCAUCGGUACAUUCACCAUGAUCAGCAUCAUGGUGGGUAGUGUGACGGAAAGACUUGCUCCAGAUAAGGAUUUCCCCAUAAUGAAUGGGACAAACGUCACUUCAGAGGUGGACAUCGCUGCCCGGGACUCAUACAGGGUGCAAGUUGCGGCUGCCACCACUAUCAUGGGAGGACUGAUUCAGGUGUUCCUGGGUUUGGUAAAGUUUGGAUUUGUGGCAACAUACUUGUCGGAGCCUCUGGUGCGAGCGUACACGACCGCAGCAUCAGGCCAUGCCGUGGUGGCACAACUGAAGUACAUCUUUGGCGUUUCACCAACAAGGUUUCAUGGGCCACUGUCACUGGUGUAUACUCUGAAAGACGUUUGCAUUUUGCUGCCGCAGACUCAUCUUCCCACUCUGGUGGUCAGUGCCGUGUCCAUGGUGUUUCUAAUCGCAGCCAAGGAACUAAACUCCUUCCUUGGCCCAAAACUGCCAGUGCCUGUCCCAAUGGAGCUUAUAACAAUUGCAGCAGCAACACUGAUUUCACACUAUUCCCACUUGAACAUGAACUACACAGUUUCAGUUGUUGGAGAAAUUCCUAGUGGUUUAAGUCCCCCCAGUGUUCCAGACUUCAACAUUAUCAGAGAAGUUAUGGGUGAUGCUAUAGCGCUGGCCAUUGUUGGGUAUGCCAUAUCUAUUUCACUUGGAAAAACAUUUGCACUGAAACACGGAUACAAGGUGGAUAGCAACCAGGAGCUGGUGGCGCUGGGUCUGAGUAACACAGUGGGAGGCUUUUUUCAGUGCUACUCAGUCUGUGCGUCUAUGUCUCGAAGUCUUGUCCAAGAGACCACGGGAGGAAAAACACAGAUGGCUGGAGUGGCCUCCUCUCUGAUUGUGUUGGUGACCAUACUGAAACUUGGAUCACUGUUCCAGGAGCUGCCAAAGGCUGUCCUCGCCGUGAUUGUCUUUGUAAAUCUGAAGGGCAUGUUCAAGCAGCACUCUGACAUUGUCACACUGUGGAGGCGCAGCAAGAUUGAUCUGAUGGUGUGGUUGGUCACCUGGGUGUCAACACUGCUCCUCAACAUGGAUGUGGGUCUGGCAGUGUCUAUCAUCUUUAAUAUACUGACUGUCAUCUUCAGGACUCAGUUGCCAACAUACUCUGUUCUGGGAAAUGUUCCGGGCACAGAACUGUACUUGGAUAUAGAGACGCACAGAGAGGCGAGAGAGAUUCCAGGUGUUACUAUAUUCCGCUCCUCUGCUACAGUAUAUUUUGCGAAUGCUGCGCUCUACCUCGAGGCUCUGAAAGAAAAGAGUGGGCUCGACAUCAGUGAGAUGAUUAUCUAUAAGAGGAGGAAGGAGGCCCAACAGAGACGUAGAGAAAGAAGAGCUGAGAGACGGGCCAAGAGGCAGGCCAAGAAAGAGAGACGAGCACAGAGGGCAGCGAAACAGAUGCCUGCUAUACAGGUGUUCUCUGUGGAAACUGAAUGGUUGGAAACAGGCGACAAAGACGAUCACUGGAUGAAGAAGGAGAACGGGACAGUGUUUGUCGUCCCAUCUCCCCAAUUGCCAGACAGCCACAGUAGAUGGGAGUACCUGAAGGGGGGAGCUCCAGAUGGCACAAGUUUAGGGUGGAUGUCCGAGCUGCAAGACGGCGACACCACCACACUGGGCUCCAGCAGUGAGGACACACUGAGUCGGGACCUGGAGCGGGUCUCUCUCGGUUCUCUGGGCGACUGGACCUGGGACAUUCACUCCAUCAUUCUCGACCUCUCCACAGCCAACUUCAUUGACACAGUGGCUAUCAAGGCUAUCACAAAUGUUUUCCACGACUUCAGUGAGAUUGAUGUGGAUAUCUACAUGGCUGGUUGUCAAGCCUUUGUGGUGGAGCAGUUAGAGCUUGGUGACUUCUUCUCCGAGACAAUAACAAAGAAACAUCUUUUCGCCUCUGUUCAUGAUGCUGUGAUCUACUGUCUGGAGCACCGUGGAACAUUAUCCUUUCCCAAACACGAGCCAUCAGUGGACAUGCAGAGCAGCACAAAACUCUAAAGACUCCAUUUUAAAGCAAGGAGGAUGGAAAACCAUUUCAACAUCUACAAGAGGAAAUAUCACAAGCUGUACCUUUAAAGAUGCAGUGUGUAACAUUUAGGUGAGAGGGAUUUUUGGCAGAAAUUUAAUAUAAAAUAAUCCUAGUGAUGUUUACACUG